Gaeumannomyces tritici R3-111a-1 is the source of this 1160-nucleotide messenger RNA. RefSeq lists its product as hypothetical. The record is from RefSeq and is a predicted model, not a curated record. NCBI's taxonomy places the organism in Eukaryota, Fungi, Ascomycota, Sordariomycetes, Magnaporthales, Magnaporthaceae. The transcript has a single exon. The coding region runs from base 214 to 1071 and encodes 285 amino acids.
CGAAAUUGGACAACCGGAUUUUGGGGCAAUGAUGGGCUGUCGGUCAGGCCAGCUCCAAACUCUGGCCUUUUGCCGGCUCGGUGAAGAAAAAACUCACGAUGCAUUGCGACUUGGACUAACUACGACGACGACGACGACGACGCCAACCACGACCGCGAGCGCCCCCUCGAAGCGCAUUCCACACCCUCCUCCUCCUCCUCCUCUCCUCCAACGAUGCGGCGCCCGUUCGGCUACCGCGACGCCAUCUCGGUGCUGCAGGUGGCGGCCUUCACCAUCUACCUCGGUGUCGCCUUCGUCGUCCUGUGCACGCGGCGCAGCGGCUGGUGGAGCCUCCUCGUCUUCUCGCUCCUGCGGCUCGUGGGCGCGGCGCUGAUGCUGGCCACGUUCGAGCGCAACUCGCGCGACGUGUGGGCGGGGGUGCUCGUGUGCGAGUCGCUCUGCAUCGCGCAGAUGACGGUCCUGCUCAAGACCCUGCUCGCGCGCCUGAACCGCUUCGCCUGCGUCUUGCCGACCUGGGGCUUCGUGCUGCCCGAGGCCCUCGCCUUUGGCGGCAUCGGCCUGGCCACCGCCGGCUUCGUCUACGCCGAGGACUGGCCCGACCCGCUGGCGCCCAACCCCAUCGCCCAGUCGGCCGUCGUCUUCUUCACCGCCCUGUACCUCUACACCGUCGGCCUCUUUGUGCGCCUCUGGGUCGCGCGCGACGACAAGGUCCCGCCGGCCGAGCGGCCCGCGCUGCUGUGCUUCGCCAUCCUGAUGCCCUUCAUGCUGGCCCGCAUCUCGUACUCGCUCGUCUUCGUCAUCACGGGCGACGAGCGCUUCAACGCCGUGCUGGGCGACCCCACCGUCUACCUGUUCCUCGUCGCCGCCAACGAGGUCGGCAUGGUCGCCGGCUGGUCGACGACGACGCUCAAGCUGGGCAAGCUGCCGUUCAAGAUGAACGCCUACGGGAUCGCCGUGCCCGACAUUCGCAUCGGCCGCCACGAGGAGCGCGACAUACCGCCAUCGCCGGACCUGCCGAGCCAGGAAUCCGCGCCCCAAAAAGGGGCAGGGGAAGCCAGCGCUAAAAGUUGACCAAAAACAACUGCGCGACCUUCUUGAUGACUGUACAUAAUACGAAAUCAAAUAAUUGUUAAUUCCACGAUGCAAUGAGCAAAGGAAGC